Molecule: messenger RNA, 2055 nt
Organism: Onthophagus taurus
Lineage: Eukaryota; Metazoa; Arthropoda; Insecta; Coleoptera; Scarabaeidae
Product: spermine oxidase
Molecular function (GO): polyamine oxidase activity
Source: RefSeq, a predicted model, not a curated record
AAAGCGAACAUCCCUAGUUGUGACAUAACUACAUCAACAAAAUCAUCUGAUAGUUGUUUUGAAAACGUUAAAAAAAAUGGAAAAUGGGAACAACUCGGAGAGUGAGGAUGAUAAGUGUAAAGUUUUAAUAAUUGGUGGUGGAAUGGCUGGAUUAUCGGCAGCUUAUCAUUUAACGAAGAACGGUUUUACUGAUUAUAAAGUACUAGAAGCCCGUAAGAGGUUAGGAGGCCGCAUAAUUCAAAUAAAAAUUGGCUCCGAGGGUGUUGAAUUAGGCGCAAAUUGGAUUCACGGCGUCCUCGGAAAUCCAGUUUACGAGUUAGCGAUGCAAAACGGAUUAGUAGAUAUAAUGCAAAUACCUAAACCCCACAAAAUUGUUGCAGCUACAGAGUUGGGAAAACAAGUACCUUUCAAUGUGUUACAAGAAAUUUAUGAAGCAUAUUUGGUGUUUUUGAGGCGAUGUGAAGAAUAUUUUUUAUCUCAAUAUUUACCCCCGGAUGGUAUUGACAGUGUUGGUGAACAUAUAAAAUUAGAAAUCAGUUUGUAUUUAGAUAAAUAUAAAGACCCUCAAGAUAGAUAUUUAAGGCAAUUAUUAUUUGAUUGUUUAUUAAAAAGAGAAACUUGUAUAAGUGGGUGUGAUUCAAUGAACGAAAUAGAUUUAUUAGAAUUGGGAAGUUAUACGGAGUUACAAGGUGGUAAUAUUACGUUACCUCAAGGUUAUAGCUGUAUAUUAGAACCAAUUAUGAGAGAUAUCCCAAAAGAAAAGUUAUAUUUAAAUCAUCCUGUUUGUACGAUAAGAUGGAAUUUAAAUCCGACUCAUAAUGAUUCUGAUGAAUCAGACGAUUCCGAUAGAACCGUUAUAGAUGAAGAAGUAUGCAGUCGAGAAUCUAGUUGUGAAAAAACAAAACCUUAUAAUGUAGAAGUUAUUUGUGAUAAUGGUAAAAAAUUUUAUGCUGAACAUUUAAUUUGUACUUUACCUUUAGGAGUACUUAAACAUAAAGCUAACAAUAUUUUUCAACCCAAAUUGCCCGAAUAUAAAACGGAGGCGAUUGAUCGAUUAUUGUUUGGUACUGUUGAUAAAAUUUAUUUAGAGUAUGAACGACCUUUUUUAAAUCCAAAUAUCACUGAGGUUUUAUUACUUUGGGAAGCGGAAGAAAAUAAAAGCGACGUUGAUUAUUCGAAAAGUUGGUUUAAAAAAAUUUAUUCUUUUGCUAAAGUUUCGGAAACGUUACUUUUGGGAUGGAUUUCGGGAAAGGAAGCUGAAUACAUGGAAACUUUAGCUAAUGAUGUUAUUAUUGAAACUUGUACAGAUAUUUUAAGGAAAUUCCUUAAAGAUCCUUUCAUUCCAAAACCGAAAAACUGCAUAUGUACAAGUUGGUUUUCACAACCAUAUACAAAAGGUUCCUAUACAGCAAUUGCAGUUGGAGCCUCACAAAUUGAUAUUGAGUACCUUGCGCAACCUUUAUAUACAAAAGAAAACCAAGAAAAGCCUGUAGUUUUAUUUGCUGGUGAACACACUCAUUACAAUUUUUAUUCAACGGUACAUGGAGCUUAUUUAACGGGUCGAACGGCAGCACAAAUCUUAGUAAAUAACGAUGGUCACAUCGAAGAAGAAAUCGUAAUCGAUGCGGAUGAAGAUGCCACCGAUUUAAGUUCGUGGAUACAAGGGAUUUGUUUAGAAUAGUAUUUGUAUAUUUAAUUAUUAAGUAUUUAAAACAUAAAACGGUAUUAGAUAUUUCUUAAUGUCCUCUAAAAAAAGGGGCUUUCCUCUAACUGUAGCAGAGCUUUGAUAUCAUUUUAAUUAUGUUUUGUUGAAGUUAUUAAAUUUUAAUCCGCAUUUAUUAAGAAACAAAUUGUAUUUAUGAUUUUAAGCGUUUAAUUUUUUUAUUAUUUUUUUUUCUUUUUAUUGCUACAGUAUUCGCUGUGAAUUGUUGAACUUUUUAUUGUGUAAUUUACGCUUAUGCUAGUCAUUUUUAAAGGAGGCAAUUUUAAUUAUGUGCCCUUCUAAUUUAAUUAUUGUUAAAAAACAACGAUAAAUAAAAUACAAGAAAGACAAAA